This is a messenger RNA of Ornithodoros turicata, 3096 nucleotides long. It is a transcript of the gene Mct1, whose product is annotated as monocarboxylate transporter 9-like. Gene Ontology annotation, molecular function: monocarboxylic acid transmembrane transporter activity. The coding region runs from base 274 to 2304 and encodes 676 amino acids. The transcript is spliced from 10 exons. Lineage: Eukaryota; Metazoa; Arthropoda; Arachnida; Ixodida; Argasidae. The record is from RefSeq and is a predicted model, not a curated record. Gene Ontology annotation, cellular component: membrane. Gene Ontology annotation, biological process: transmembrane transport; monocarboxylic acid transport.
UGACGCUCUCGCCUCACACACAAACGUGCGGUAUGCGAGCAGACUUUGAGAGAAACCAGCUGAUUUGUGAUAGGCCGGAUUGUUCCGAAGAGACUCAUCCGGACGACGCGAUGGUUCUCCCGCUAACAGAUAUACUAUUCAGGUCCUGAACGAAAGCUGAGGCUCACAUGCAUCCGGGCACCUCCACAUUUCUUGGGCUUAGGGGGAACGAUUCAAAUUGAAGAUAUAUCAGCUAAUACAAGAGCAAGGGUCUGAAGAACCAAAUCCUUGGAGAUGUCACGGAGCAAGGGCCGGUCUCAGGGUACGCCCACCCUUGCUUCUCCCAGCGCGGCUGUGGGCGAAGGCGAGUGUACCGCUCUGCCUACACCUCCGGACGGCAGCUGGGGAUGGGUUGUUGUCUUCUCGUCUUUCAUGACCCACGUGGUCGCCGAUGGGGUGACCUACACCUUCGGAAUCUUCUACAUGGAGUUCCUCAAGUAUUUCCACGAGAGCAAGGGAAAGACUGCCUGGGUGGCCUCCAUAAUGGUCGGCACAACAUUCUGCAUCGGCCCAGUAGCGAGUGGAUUGACGAGCAAGUACGGCUGCAGAACAGUGACUAUAGCAGGCUCUCUACUCGCAACUCUGGGACUGCUCCUCAGCGUUCCUGCACCUAACGUCACCUACCUCUUCUUCUCUGUCGGCAUCUGCACAGGGGCAGGCUUUGGCCUGAUGUAUCUCCCAGCCAUCGUGUCAGUGACCAUGUACUUCGAGAAGAAACGCGCAUUCGCCACGGGCAUCGCUGUCUGCGGCUCGGGCUUUGGCACUUUCGCCUUAGCGCCCUUCAUCGAAUACCUAGUGCGCAUAUACGGCUGGCAAGGGGCCUUGCUCAUCACAGCCGGCAUGGUGCUCAACUGCUGCGUCUUCGGGGCCCUAUUACGACCUUUGCCACCGCCUAAAGUUCACAGGCCAAAGUCUAGCCAGUCCAGUUUUCCAACCAAGGAAAUCAACGGGAACGCUCUGGUCGCCACGGACAACUUUGGGUACGCUCGUCACGGACUGAGUUCCUGUUCAGCAUCUCGCGACCUGUCCAUGUCUACGGGAACCAUCCCAGCGGCGGUAACUGGACACUCCGAUGAACCGUACGACUUGUACCAGGGCUACCAAAAUGGCUUCGUACAGGAAGGCCGCAGGAGACCACAAUCUGCAUAUCUCAGCCCUGCUCAAGUACCCCUGCUUCGAGUGGAUGACGAGAAGACUUCCAUGUCAUGCGCGCACCUUCCAGUUACUUCUCCACCAAUGAGCCCUAGCUCUGUUCCAUUUGGAAGUUCUGGUACGAGUUCCAGCCAUGGACGUUCCCUCCUCAUGCGCAAAGACAUCUUCUACAGUGGCAGCAUGCAGAACUUGCCAGAAUACCGGGCCUCACCGAGUGGGCUCUCCAGGGACGUGUCCAUGAGCGUCACGUCCCUGCGCACCGUAAAGUCUGUCACUGUACCGACCGGUGAAGAGAAAAGCUGCCUACGGAGGUGCUUGUGUUCAGACGAAAUGGAAGCAGCCGUACGUGAGAUGAUGAACUUUGCCCUGCUGCGUUCUCCUGUUUUCGUGCUGUUCGCCGUGUCAAACUUCUUCACCAGUGUGGGGUUCAACGUCCCGUACGUCUACACCAAGGACCGAGCCGUGGAAGCGUUGCACAUGACAGACGAAACGGCUAGCCUUCUACUUUCCUGCAUCGGCUUCUCCAAUACUGUUGGCAGGGUACUGUUGGGGUACCUCAGCGAUAAGCCGUGCAUCAAUAGGCUCUGGCUCUACAAUGCGAACCUGACUAUAUGCGGUCUGGCGACGGCCUUCAGCUACCUGGCAGAGGACACGACGUCCAUGUCCAUUUACUGCGUUAUCUUCGGUGCUACGUCGGGAGCGUUUGUAAGCCUGACGUCGGUGAUCCUGGUAGACAUCCUGGGUUUGGACAAGCUCACCAACGCGUUCGGUCUCUUGCUGCUGUUCGAAGGCUUUGCUAGCUACGUUGGACCACCCGUUACAGGUUGGCUCUACGAUUACACUGGCUCCUACGAUCCCGGCUUCUUGCUUUCGGGCGCCGUCAUCGCGCUAGGUGGAGUCUUGCUCUUCGUCAUACCUUGUGCCAAAAGCUUAGAGGAAUCUCUCGUGGCACCCGCUAGCCCCAUCGCAUCUGCCAUCACCACAGCUACAAAGAGCACCAAGAGCAGCACCACCACUGCCACUGUCUGCGACGGCGAAGCGCAGCGCGAGGAGGAGGAGGAGGAGCCGAACGGCCAUACCGUUCCGUUCCGUCCCACAGACCACAUAGCUUAGUAGGCUACCUAACUAUGCUCCAUCUUCAUUCCUUCGUCGUGUGUAUUUUGUGCAUCCAUCAAACUUCCUGUGCAAGAAGUGAAGCAAUGGCACGACGAGCAUGCUAGUCAAGUGUCGCGGCCAAAGUCCACCUGGUACCAGUCGCUAUCAACCGUCUUUCAUGUAACAUCUUGCAUGGGAUAGGUCAUGAGGGGAUUGUUUCGAGAGGUGGGUUCACCUCGUGUCCCUUGCUUCUCUUCAGCGAAGGGCUAAUGCUCACAUGGUCCUCAUAAUUUUAGUGGGCAGGCAAUGCUCACUUUAUACAUUGCUAUAUAUAUAUAUAUCUAUAUAAAGUUAAUUGAACUUUGUAAGUUCGCCCCCUAUUUUUUCUAUGAUAGUCCGCGAUAGUUGGUACCCUACCCAUGAUCUCUUACGUGUUAAGCAAUGUGGGCCCAGAACAAGCACUCAUUGUGAUAACGUGUCUGAUGCAUUGUUCACUGGAGCCUCAAGUGACCUUAGGGUGCCGUAUAAUGUAGUUCGCAGUCAUGGUAUGGACAUUAUGGAUAAUAUAGCGGCUCUUAUGCAGUGGCCUCGCCUGUGUGAAGAUGUGUAUUUUGAAGUUUGUGUAGUCAGGAAAAACGAGAAAGAUGUGCACAGGGGAGGUUCUACUGCAUCUGGCCAGUGUUUUGCAUUGAAACAUCUUCGGUAGCAAAACGUCGUUCUGCUCUAACUUCCCUAAGGGACGUCACCUGCCUUCCUCAAUGUUCGACGCUUGAAUUUCGGGCGUCGUGUCAUUAAAAAAUAUCGAGAAAA